CAGGAAUAUAGAGCCUCUACACACACACAACACUACUAUUUCGCAAGUGAAUUUUCUAGCACUGCUAAGCUAUCACUGGAUAUAACUGGUCUCAACAAUAUGCACUUCACUCAACUUGCACCUUUGGCUAUGUUUGCCAUCCCUGCUCUGACCAACCCCGUCGAACCUAGAGCCGCAGACGUUCAAUGCUUUCAGAACUUAGACACUGCUUGGUGGAAGCCCCCAGGCUCCCUGCAAACGCCGCCUACAGUGACCAUUCAGGACAUUUGCAACGCAGGUGGAGUUGGUGGAUGCGUAUCAGGGUAUGGACGUCUAUGUGUCCUUGGCAGCCUCAGCGAUUGUCCAAGCCUCAUUGCGACUGUGAACUAUCUCCAGAAAUUUAGAGGCAACCGCUGGGAGUUUCCUUCGGUUGUUGAAUGCGGUAAUAUUGCGCUCAGCGUUGCCAGUAACUAAACCACUGGCAUUUUCUGGCUAGCGAUAGCAACUUUCAAGAGGUUACUGGGAUGGUGUCAAUUGUUGCUCAACCAACUAUUGGGAAUAAGUUUCUAGUAUUGCUUAGAGUGAAGUGGGGCUACAAGGA
Molecule: messenger RNA, 580 nt
Organism: Trichoderma asperellum CBS 433.97
Lineage: Eukaryota; Fungi; Ascomycota; Sordariomycetes; Hypocreales; Hypocreaceae
Source: RefSeq, a predicted model, not a curated record